Messenger RNA from Heterobilharzia americana, 360 nucleotides. The record is from the annotation of a GenBank genome assembly. Lineage: Eukaryota; Metazoa; Platyhelminthes; Trematoda; Strigeidida; Schistosomatidae.
AUGUCGUAUACUAAGAUGACUUCAUCAGUAACCUUAUUACUCAUUUUUCUCAGUCUCACCAUCAAAAGUGCUUAUUCAGUUAAGUGCUACGUGUGCGAUAACUGCCUGAAUGUAGACCAGAAUACUGCAACUCAGGACAACUGUGGUGCGUGCCUUAAAGGUGGAAUUCCAAAAAUUUUCAUGCAGAGAAAAUGUGUUGAUACAUGUACAGACGCUGCUGCUAAAUUCGCAAUAAAAGAUCUUCUCGACUGUUGCACGAGUGAUUUAUGCAAUGAUGCCAAGAGAGUGAAGCCAUUUGUGGCUGUAACAAUAGUUAUUUAUGCUAUUUGGACAAUGAUAACUGGUCCUAAAUUAAACUGA